AUGACAUCAGAAGCUCAAUCGACGGAACUUAAUGAUACAGAAAUACUUGAAUUAACAGAAAAAAUAAAAGAGGAAGAAAGCAGAGGUAGUCCAUUAAUCGGUGUUUUAGAGGAAAUGCCAGCUUUAUUGAAAGAAUACGAGAAUGGAAAUGAAAUAUACAAAAAUAAGAUUAACAACCUGAUAACAGAAGGUUAUAACCACUUCAGAAGAAUAAGAGGAGAUGGUAAUUGCUUCUAUAGAGCUAUAACUUACGCUUUCAUUGAACUCGUAAGCAAAGAUAGUCAAGCAGCUACAUCAGCAAAAGAGAGACUUGAGAAUGUUGGCAUACCACUAUUGUCUGAAUUAGGUUUUGAUAGUGAUAUUAUGCUCGAUUUCUACCAACCACUCCUUAGUAUUUUAGAUAACGUAAAAGAUCCUUCAAUCUCUAUUGGCGAUUAUCUUAAAGUUACACUCAAUGAUGACGAAGAAGUUAGCAACUCUAUUGUCGUUUUCAUGAGGUAUCUCACUUCCGCUACGAUAAGAAAAAACGCCGACGAUUUUAUACCCUUUUUAUUUGCUUACGAAGGUGAUCUACAAUUAGAUGAUGAAGGUAUGCCAGAUAUAAAGAAAUUCUGCGAAACAUAUGUUGAGGCAUUUGGCAAAGAAGCUGAUCAUUUGCAAAUGACAGCUUUGGGCAGAGUUUUAGAUCUUGGUUUGAAAGUAUGUUAUCUUGACGCUAGUGAAAGGCCAACGGUUGAUUGGCACACACUUAACGAAAAUAGCAAGACAAUCACACUAUUAUACAGACCUGGUCACGUUGAUUUAGUAUAUAAGUGAAUCUUUUUGUUCAUAUGAUAAUUAUUGAAAUUACGACAUUCUCAGAAUAUACCUCCAUUUAAGCUGAAUGAAAAAAAAACCUUACUGUCUUCUAUGUUAAAGUUU
Messenger RNA from Wallemia mellicola CBS 633.66, 921 nucleotides. RefSeq names its product cysteine proteinase. The record is from RefSeq and is a predicted model, not a curated record. Bases 1 to 816 code for a protein of 271 amino acids. NCBI's taxonomy places the organism in Eukaryota, Fungi, Basidiomycota, Wallemiomycetes, Wallemiales, Wallemiaceae. Gene Ontology annotation, biological process: protein K48-linked deubiquitination. Gene Ontology annotation, molecular function: ubiquitin binding; cysteine-type deubiquitinase activity. The transcript has 2 exons. Gene Ontology annotation, cellular component: nucleus.